Molecule: messenger RNA, 642 nt
Organism: Leishmania braziliensis MHOM/BR/75/M2904
Lineage: Eukaryota; Euglenozoa; Kinetoplastea; Trypanosomatida; Trypanosomatidae
Product: phosphatase-like protein
Exons: 1
Coding region: 1-642 (213 amino acids)
Molecular function (GO): protein-folding chaperone binding
Source: RefSeq, a predicted model, not a curated record
AUGCCGACAGUGCCCUUCACUGGACAAGUGCAGAUGGAGUGGUACCAGUCUGUGGAGCAGAUCCACUUCAUCUUCUACGUAAAGAACCGCACAAAUGACGAUGUUGCCGUGACGAAAACCGCCACGUCGCUUGAGGUGACCAUCCGCCUCGAUGAUAACGGACGCGAGUACAGCUGCAGCUACGACCCGCUUUUCGCAGAGCUGACGGACGAUCCCCCGUCCAUCUCGGCGCGUCCCAUGAAGGUUGAGGUGUCCCUGACAAAGGCCCAGCCGUACCAGUGGCCGACGCUGGAACGCAAAGCUGACGCGGAGGGUGCAGUAGUGGCCCCCAUCUCUGACGCACCCUCUGGCGCGCUUCCUGCAACGGCCAAGGACCUCAGGUACCCGAACAGCAAGGGCAAGGACUGGAGCGCGUUGAAGCUGGAGGUCGAGGAGGACGCAAAGCCGGAAGGUGAAGCGGCCCUCAACAAGCUGUUCCAACAAAUCUAUGGCGAUGGCUCCGAUGAGCAGCGCCGUGCGAUGAUCAAGUCCUUUACAGAGAGCGGCGGCACGGUGCUGUCCACCAACUGGGAGGACGUAAAGAAAAAGAAAGUGGAGGCGCAGCCGCCAAAGGGCAUGGAAGCCAAGACCAUUUCGGACUAA